Molecule: messenger RNA, 1020 nt
Organism: Seminavis robusta
Lineage: Eukaryota; Bacillariophyta; Bacillariophyceae; Naviculales; Naviculaceae
Source: the annotation of a GenBank genome assembly
AUGAGAGCUGUUCAUUUUUGUGUUUUGCUGAGCUUCUUGGUGACGCUCAAGGUCCAAACCUUGGCGGCGUUCUUACAAAACGUGCGUUCAACCCACAUCACCCAUGGACCAACGCAUUUACCUCGUCUAUUCUCCUCCAGAAAAUCCUUCCAAGACAGAAACGAUGAUACUUCCUUCUUGGUUCAUGUGAUUGUCACUGACAAUGUUAUUCUACCAGGGGAACAAAUGUCUCUAUCCCUGUCAGACGAAGAGGCCAUUCCGCUGUUACAAGACUGUUUGGAACAAGAACGGCACACCCGAGUUGUGCUGGCAGUGCGACUGGUCGUAGACGAUGACACCAUCACUGAACAGCAAGAGUUGAAUCUGGCUCAGAUUGCUAGUCUUUGCGAUACCGUAGGACUUCAUGUUGGCACGCAAGAAAACCAGGUGAUCCUCGAAUUGAACUGUGUUGGAAGAGUGCGCCUGUUGGAAAUGAAACAUCAAUAUGACAUUAUGGGUGAUGAUGACGAUGAUGAUGGCAGCCACUAUCAGUUUACGGCCGAGUGGCUGCAGGAAGGAAUUGACAAUCAAUCAGAGCUUGACAAGGCUAAACGAUUGGAGCAAAAUAUUGACCUUCUGAUGCAAAGGAUAUCCAAAUUGGAGCAACAGAUCAAAGAAGGCAACAAUACUGCCACUCUAAUGGAAAACUAUGAGAUAACCAAGGCACGUGUGGCUCAAACCAUUGCCAAAUCGAUGCCCCAAAAUGAAAACACCACCAGUUACAUGGAAUCAAGCGACUUGCUGCAGUUAACUGCCACCAGCUGGGCAGUGUUCUUGUGUUUGAAUGAUACAACUCUGGAAGCCAGAUACCGUCUUCGAGCUCUGGACUGGCAUAUUCUAGUGGAGCGAAUGAAGCUGGCUCAAUAUGUACUAAGAGAGAAGCAACUCCUCCUCCAAGGACUGUUGCUGCAAAAGGCGCAAGAGACAACAAGUUGCAACGACAACAAGCUGCCUGGAGUUGAUCAGGAUGCUUUCCAGUAA